This is a messenger RNA of Mangifera indica (mango), 2544 nucleotides long. RefSeq names its product xyloglucan galactosyltransferase XLT2-like. The coding region runs from base 16 to 1734 and encodes 572 amino acids. Gene Ontology annotation, molecular function: galactosyltransferase activity. The record is from RefSeq and is a predicted model, not a curated record. Gene Ontology annotation, biological process: xyloglucan biosynthetic process. The transcript is spliced from 2 exons. Lineage: Eukaryota; Viridiplantae; Streptophyta; Magnoliopsida; Sapindales; Anacardiaceae.
CCCACGUGUCUGCCUAUGCCACUUCCGUUACUUUCUUUAUUCCACUUGAAAUACUCUCCAACCCCAACCCCCAAAGCUACAUUCUUCUCUCUCGCCUUUCCCAUUUUGAUUUUUCCCAUAGCGAACCGACGUCACAUUCGCCAUAUUUUCCGGUCAAUCAUCGCCGGAAAUCUGAUGCUUCCGUCAUCUAAACCUUUUUCAUCUCACUCAACUAAGCCACUAAAAAGCACUGAGUCGGAUCGGCAGAAUUCGUUCAAAUCGUUUCUUCAGUCACCUCUCUCGCUCCACAGCCCUCGCUCAUGGCUUCUGAUCUCAUUCCUCUCCCUCCAGAUAAUUCUCUUCUUAAUACUUCGUUCCAUCUCCGUUUCUUUCACCGCUCGGCACGUCGCCGAACAACGUAUCACUACAACAGCCUCCGAUAUGCAGGACACUAUCAAGCUUACGCAGUAUCAGCCGCAACAAGAGCAUCAACGGCCACAAGAACAACCUAGGUCCGAUAUUUCGGUCACAAUUUCGAUGCACACCGAACAAUGCAGCUCCGGGAGAAUCUUCGUGUACGAUUUACCAAAGCUUUUUAACCUAGAAUUGUUACAAAAUUGUCAUGAAUUAAGUCCAUGGGGCUCUCGCUGUGACAUGCUGAUAAAUGAGGGUUUUGGUCGAACUGCAACUGACUUAAAUGGCGUCGUACCGGCCAAUUUGAUUCCUGCCUGGCACUGGACUGACCAAUUUGUAUCGGAGAUUAUUUUUCACAGCAGGCUAUUAAACCAUAAGUGCAGAACCUUAGAGCCGGAAUCUGCUACGGCGUUCUAUAUACCUUUCUACGCUGGACUCGCGGUGGGGAAAUACUUGUGGUCGUAUUCAAAAGCCCAGGAACGUGACUAUCACUGCGAUAUGAUGCUGCGUUGGGUAAGAGAUCAACCGUACUUUAACCGAUCAAACGGCUGGGAUCAUUUCCUCACCAUGGGGAGAAUCUCGUGGGAUUUUAGACGGUCUAAAGACGAGGAGUGGGGCUCCGGUUGCAUUUACAUGCCAGGUAUGAGAAACGUUACUCGCCUUCUGAUUGAACGAAAUCCGUGGGACUAUUUCGAUGUCGGCAUACCUUACCCCACGGGUUUCCACCCUAGAUCCGACUCGGAUAUUUUGCAGUGGCAGGACUUCGCUCGCAAUCGGAACCGUUCAACUCUCUUCUGCUUCGCCGGGGCGACACGUGGCAAAAUCAAGAAUGACUUCCGGAGGCAGUUAUUGAGUCAUUGUAAGGAGGAGUCUGCGUAUUGUAAAGUCGUGAAUUGUGCAGGAACGCGUUGCUCAAACGGCACCUCGGCGAUUCUUGAAACGUUUCUUGACUCGGAUUUUUGUCUGCAACCGAGAGGUGAUAGCUUCACCCGCAGGUCAAUUUUUGAUUGCAUGGUGGCCGGUUCGAUCCCGGUUUUUUUCUGGAAGCGAUCGGCUUAUUAUCAAUACCAGUGGUUUUUGCCUGAUGAGCCAGGGAGUUAUUCGAUUUUUAUAGACCGUAACGCCGUGAAAAACGGGACGACGUCGAUAAGAUCAGUGUUGACAAGUUAUAGUAAGGAAGAGGUGAAGAAAAUGAGGAAUAAAGUGAUCGAUUAUAUACCGAAGUUUGUGUAUGCAAAACCCCUUGAAGGUUUAGAGAAUAUAAAAGAUGCUUUUGAUGUCGCCAUUGAUGGAAUAUUGAGGAGGUUCAAGGAGCAAGAAGAGUGGGGAUACAAGUGGUAAUACAAGAAACUGCGAGGCUCGAACAGGGAGUUAAUAUAAUGGGCAAUGUUGUAUGAUGAAGAAAAAGCAUAUAGGUAGAAUUUUUGUGGGGAAGAAGCAGUUUAUAUGUAUUAUUAUUCUGUACAUUCUACAGAAAUUGUUUUACUGCAGUUGUAAUUCUUUGAUUGAUGACUCAAAAACUGGUGAUCAGUUGGCAGUGAGGCAGGCAGGCCAUUGGAACGACUUAAUGAGUGAAAGUGAUGAGGAAGGAGGAGACCACCAGCAGGGACCACGGCACUACCCCCACCAUCAUUUCUAGGCGUGGAGCCUUGGUGGCUGAAGAGGAUUUGAUGAUUAGACGGCCAUUUUUACUUGUAAUUUGUGCCAAUGAAUGGCGUUGGAAGUUAAGAAGAAGAUUUGAAGAUCUCCUUGAUGUUUCAGGAGAAGGCAAAGGAAGCAUGCAGCACAAGAUUACCAAGUUUUACCACAUACAUGAUUUAAAGGGAAAUUUUGUGUGUGAAAGAGGUAUUGAAAUUUUUACUUCUUUUCACAAAUUAUCUGGAAGUUAAAUGUGUCAUUUUAUGGAGCACAUGUAUAUAAAUGAAGUAAAUAUAUGCCUGGACUCAAUUGGGUAAAUUCGAAGUUUGAGGCUAACAUUUUUUGGUCGUGGGUUUGAACAAAUUAGACUUGGUUAAAUAGGCUUGAUUGAGAGGCCUAGCCAUAAUCAAUUACCCAUAAUCACCCAUUCGUAUAUACCAUGUUUGAAAGUUAAGUCCAAAGAUAAUUUUUUACAAAAUUCUUCUUGAAUUAAAGGUCUCAACCUGGAUUGAA